Ornithodoros turicata is the source of this 3244-nucleotide messenger RNA. Its product is annotated as zinc finger protein 271-like. Gene Ontology annotation, molecular function: RNA polymerase II cis-regulatory region sequence-specific DNA binding; DNA-binding transcription factor activity, RNA polymerase II-specific. The record is from RefSeq and is a predicted model, not a curated record. NCBI's taxonomy places the organism in Eukaryota, Metazoa, Arthropoda, Arachnida, Ixodida, Argasidae. The transcript is spliced from 2 exons. Gene Ontology annotation, cellular component: nucleus. Gene Ontology annotation, biological process: regulation of transcription by RNA polymerase II. The coding region runs from base 34 to 2262 and encodes 742 amino acids.
GAUUGUACGACCGAGAAGCAAAUCUCCCGGAAAAUGCAGUUUCCCCCUCUAUAUCUCAAACGCCUGCUUUUUCUCUGGGCACACAGACGAAAACAUCAAUCCAAUACCAGCCCGAUUGCCAUCGGCAUCGCUGCCUCUUUCCGGAGCCUCUAUGUUGCGGAGUUCAAGAGUUCUGGUCAUGGAGCAAGUGAAAGCACAGGGCUUCAUCUUGAGGACCAGCCCACAGGCACUUGUGAUCGAGCAUCUUCAGAUUGCACUUCUGCAAAUCCACUGUUCAAGAUCACUGCAGCAACAGACGAACCACAAUUCAACAGUUCACUGGUCACUACAAACGACCGACUUUCAGAUCAGAGCAAGGCUUGGGAAGUAGGCAAAUCGACAACGUGCGCCCACAAGAAAGAUAGGCUGUACAAGUGCACUGUUUGUUUGGCUACAUGCAUUGACAUUGGCCACCUGGAAGUUCACCUCAAAACUCACAAAACGAAGCCAUUUAUCUGCAACACAUGUUCCGCAACAUUCUUUCAUGCUUCAGCUCUGCGAGUGCAUGCAAAAGGUCACACGGGAGAAGGGUUGCACAGGUACACAGCAUCGGUUGCAUGGAAGGGUGAUCUUGGCUCUGCAGAGUUCAGCCAGAGCACAAGCCUCUUGCAUCACAAGCAAACACACACAAACGAGAAGCCAUACAAGUGUGAUCUCUGCCCUGCAGUGUACAGCCAGAGCACAAGCCUGUCGCGUCACAAGCGAACACACACGGGUGUGAAGCCACACAAGUGCGACCUCUGUUGUGCAGAGUUCAGUGAGAGCACAAAGCUGCGGCGUCACAAGCGAACACACACAGGCGAGAGGCCAUACAAGUGCGACCUUUGUCCUGCAGAGUUCAGCCAGAGCGAGAGCCUGUUGUAUCACAAACGGACACAUACGGGCGAGAAGCCACACAAGUGUGAUCUCUGCCAUGCAGAGUUCAGCGAGAGCACGAAGCUGCGGAAUCACAAGCAAACACACACGGGCGAGAGGCCAUAUAAGUGUGAUCUCUGUCCUGCAGCGUACAGCCAGAGCACAAGCCUGUCACGUCACAAGCGAAAACACAUGGCCGAGAAGCCAUUCAAGUGUGAUAUCUGCUCUGCAGAGUUCAGUGAGAGCACGAAGCUACGGCAUCACAAGCGAACACACACGGGCGAGAGGCCAUACAAGUGCGACCUCUGUCCUGCAGAGUUCAGCCAGAGCGCAGGCCUGUUGUAUCACAAGCGAAAACACAUGGGUGACACGCCCUAUAAGUGUGAUUUUUGUCCUGCAGAGUUCAACCAGAGUUCGAGCCUGCGGCGUCACAGCAGAACACACACAGGGGAGAAGCCAUACAAAUGUGAUCUGUGCUGUGCAGAGUUCAGCGAGAGCACGAAACUACGGAAUCACAAGAGAACACACACGGGCGAGAGGCCAUACAAGUGUGAUCUCUGUUUUGCAGAGUUCAGCCACAGCACAAGCCUGUCACGUCACAAGCGAAUACACACGGGCGAGAAGCCAUACAAGUGUGAUCUGUGCCCUGCAGAGUUCAGUGAGAGUACAAAGCUGCGACAUCACAAGAGAACACACACUGGUGAGAAGCCAUACAAGUGCGACCUCUGUCUUGCAGAGUUCAGCCAGAGCGUGAGCCUGUCGUAUCACAAGCAAAAACACAUGGGUGACACGCCCUAUAAGUGCGAUCUCUGUCCUGCAGAGUUCAACCAGAUCACGAGCCUGCGGCGUCACAGGCGAACACACACAGGCGAGAAGCCGUACAAAUGCAAUCUCUGCCCUGUAGAGUUCAGCGAGUACAUGAAGCUGCGGCAUCACAAGCGAACACACACGGGCAAGAGGCCAUACAAAUGCACUGUCUGUCCUGCAGAAUUCAGGCAGCCCACGGGCCUGCCUUAUCACAAGCAAAAACACAGGGGCGAGAAACCCUACAAGUGCAAUCUAUGUCCUGCAGAGUUCAGCCACAGCACAAGCCUGUCGUAUCACAAGUGCACACACACGGGGGAGAAGCCCUACAGGUGCGAUGUCUGUCCUGCAGAGUUCGGCCAGAGCACAAGCCUGCUGUGUCACAAGCGGACACACACUGGCGACAAACCAUACAAGUGCGAUCUCUGUGUAGCUGAGUUCAGCCAGAGCACAGGUCUGUGCAAUCACAAAAGGACCCACAUGGGUGAGAAGCCACAGACAUGCGGCCUCUAUCCUGCAGAGCCCACAGCAACGACUUGCGAUGUCACAGGUGGACACAUAUGAGAGAGGAGCCCGCUAACCAUGAUCCCUCUCGUGCAGAGUUCGGUAAGAGCACGAGUCUGCGUAAUCAUAGGUGGACACACAUGGACCAGAAGCCAUAAACAUCCGACCUCUGCCCCCUGCAGGAAGAACUUGCAGUGUCACAAGCAGACACAUGAGCGAGGAGCCCUACGGAGCAAUCUCUGUCCGGCAGAAUUCAGCCACAGCACAGACCUGGUGCAUCACAGUCGGGCACACACAGGCGAGAUGCCAUACAAGAGCAUUCUCUGCUCUGCAUACUUCAGGCCGAGCACUAAGCUGCAGCAUUACAAGUGGACUGACAUGGUUGCAAAGCUAUACAAAUGCAACCUCUGUCCUGCAGGGUUCAACGACAGCACGAAGACACACUAGCCAGAGAAUAAGCUGUGAGCAGAGAACUGGCCCGUUCAGGCCAGAGCGAAUCUGUGGCUUCAGAAGUAGUCAUGACACUCUUGGUAUAGAAGCCGUACAAGUGCAGAGACCACGUACACAUGAAAGAGGCUGUCCAAGUGUCAAUUGUGUUCUGUCGCAUGUCUUCAACCCAUAGACUUGAAGAAGCGCAUGGUAAUGUGCAUACCGGAAUGGCUGUAAAGAUGCAGUCUGUAUCCCACCGCAUCUUCUUUCUGUGUGAUGAUUUGAAACUCACAUUCAUGAACAGAGUGAAGAAAGAGAGUUGAAUUGGGGCUGGAUUGGGUGGUGACACUUGUGAAAUGUAAAAAAAAGAAAAACAGUGCCGGGGAAAUAGACAUCCUCACACAGGCCCAGAAUUGCCAACCAAGGUUAACUUCCAUCAGCAACAUGCUCUUGUUCCCGUUUCUAAUUGCAUACCUCGAGUGAUUAAUGCUUAUAUUCUUCCUCUCGUUUUAUGUCCUACGAGAUAAGGACGUCUACGUCUACGUCCUAUCGCGAUGUCCUCAAGCAAUAAUAUAAACGAAGCAAUCAAACCAAAUAAACAGGGCCAGGAUGA